UGAGACACAGCAGCUCUGCUCCCCACAAUCCCUCCAGGCGCUCCCGGCGCUCUUGUCUCGGCUUCCAGCCAGUCUCCGCCGCGCGCUGUCCAGCAGGGGCCGCCCUGGGCCGGGCUCCGGAGACGUGAGUGAGGCGGCAGGGAAAGAGGGAGGGACGACCAGAAGGUGGCUCAAGCCCCGCCACACGCCCGGUGGGAGGGGUUUGGCGGCGGCCCCUUGGGCUCCGCGGCGCGAAUGGAGCAGGAGUGUGCCGGGAGCGGGAGCUCACGCUGCUGACUGCGCCAGCCGCGCUUGGUCUUCCCAGUCUCGCCUCCUGCAGCCCGCGCCGCCCGCCCGCUGCAGGACCAUGGGCGACCGGGCUUUCGUCCUCCUGUGCCUCCUCCUGUCAGGGCUGAGAGCACAGAGCGGGCCGACCUCAACUCUUCCUCUUCCAGCCAAAGCCACCUCCCCGGCCACUCUCGGGACCAGCACUGCACCAACGAGCCCUGCUGGCCUCACAGUGCCCCUGACCAACAGCACUCAGGACACCUUGGGACUCUCAGUCACCCCGGCAGCCUCACUGACAGUGCUCCCCAAGAAUGCUUCCUCUGAACCCACAGAAGAGGCACUCACCAGUUCAGUCCCCAACCAGGAGAUCACCGAGCCCGAGCCCUCAAACCCUGGACUCUCCUCAACAGCUGGGGGUGUCCCCUCUGCCCUCACACCUGAGGAGCACAGUUUGGGUGGUUCUGGGGCCAGCGUGCCAGCUGCAGGGUGGCAAUCCCCCACACCCUUACCUCCACAGAAUGUAUCCUCAUCUUCCUCAUCCCUGUCAACCCUGUCAACUUCACCACCUCCAGCUCCUUCUGCCUCUGUCCACUCCGACAACAGUUCCCAAGUGCUCAGCACCCACCAGCCGGCGGCUCCCACAGCACCAGCAUCCCCAGCAGAGAAGCCCAGCCCCAGCCACACUGCUCCCACAGCACCAGCAUCCCCAGCAGAGAAGCCCAGCUCCAGCCACACUGCUCCCCUCCACACCACGGCGGAGCCAGGGACGGAGGAGAACACAGCCCAAGCCGAUCAGCCUGGCAAAGGUGUCUGUGGGCCUGAGACUACCACUCCGCUCCUGAUCAUGCAGGAGGUGGGGCACGCGCUGAGCUCAGGCAGCGUUGCCGCCAUCACAGUGACGGUCAUUGCGGUGGUUGUGCUGGUGUUUGGAGUCGCAGCAUAUUUGAAGAUCAGGCACUCCUCUUAUGGAAGGCUGCUGGAUGACCACGACUACGGGUCCUGGGGAAACUACAACAACCCCCUGUAUGAUGACUCCUAACAUGAAGGUGGCCUGGCGUGAGGAAGAGCUGCUCCUUAUUUAUAAGAGCUUUCUCAGUAGAAUUAAUAUCAAGUACCUGAUGCGUACUGAAGGACAAUCUUAAGACCUGUUCCUUGGUUUGGUUGUUAUCAUUUUCCUCUCCUCUGGCUGCCACAAUAUCCCCAUUUUGGCACAAAAGAAUCCUGAUUUUCGGAUGAAAGGGGUCGGAUUGGCACGGAGGGGUGCAGACCUCCCUAGUGGAGGCCCCCAGCACCCUCCCAGACCCACCAUGACAAGGACUGGGGAGCAUACCUGGGGGUUUUGUUGGGGGUUCAUCUUAGGGAAACUUUCUUGGUUCUUAAACUUCUGUGUAGGAAAUUACAUUAGGAUCAGCGGAGAGCGGGGAGCUGAGUCCCAGGAAGCUCCCCUCCUGCAGGGAGGAUGCGGGCUUGCUCAGAUUCCCCACAUUGUAUGUGACUGGAGCCUGCCCAGCCCUACGGCCCACAGCUGCUUUUCCACUGCCCAAUUAAUGACCUGCACACAGGCCCGCAGAGGCAGCAGCCGGGGCAGAGCAACCGGUGGUUCUCAGGUGUCCACCUGCCUGUACCUGUUCUCCCUGCCGGGCCUCUCAGAUGCAAGUAGGAUUCCUCCCCACAGGCUUCCCGAGAGGGGAUGCACUCGGUGUCCCAGAGGAGGGACAGGCAUGGGAGGAAAGAGCUGAGGCACCUGAGUCCUUCUUGGGGAGCAGAUCAGCUGCCUGGAGGAGCCCAAGCAACUUGGUUUACACCCAGAGCACAACUGAUUCACUGUCUCACUGCCCGUCGGGGAAUGCUUGUAACCUUGUUAAAAAAUGAAGAGGAGGCACAAGUUUAUCUGCAUUUCGGCAAGAAACAGGCCCCACACAUGGUCCAUUCACUCCGCACGCCUUCCUUGCUCAUUCUCCCCUUUAAUAAGGGAGCGCCCUGGGAACUGCCACUAAAAUCUCGCACAAGUCCUGAGCAAUCACUGUACCUUUGAGGGCAUUCAUGCAUCUCAGUCACUCCCAACUGGGGUUGAAUUUGCCACACACCAAGGACAGCUGAAAACAUUUGGUGGGACUGUUGAUGGCCACGAGUUGGGAUACCACGAGUGGGUAGAGGCCUGGACUCUGCUACACACCCUCCUGGGCCUGCGACCGUACCUGGUACCAGGCAUUCUACAGCCCAAAGCCUCAGAAGUGCUGAGACUAAGAACCCCAAUUCACUGCAGGGCUCACAGCAGAACAAGACACUCCCAGGUCAGGCACCUCUUUUACUUUUAACCAAAAGAAGCGAUGUGUUAAGUUUCUGUCUUAGUUGGCAGGCAGAGGCCCGUCCACCUGAGGGACCCGGCAUGCAUGGGUACUCCUUCGAGCCUGCAUGCUUCUGAAGGACUAUUUCAGGACCCCACCUGUGACCAACGCUGUAUUAGCAGCCAGCAUCUCACAUCCUGAUUUCACCGAGCAGAAAACAUGUGUCACAAGAACAUGAAACCACUUCAGUCUAGAUGCCUGGACAAGGCUUUGCCCUAUGGCUCCAAUUUGGGAAUGACCCUGGCGUCAGAAACCAGGAACAGUGCCCCUCCCCACAACCUGUGCCCCACCCUGUGAGAAUGAGUUUUCCUCAGCCCCUAGGGUCCAAGGGGAAUUUGUCAGAGGUCCCCACAGCCAGAAGAAGAGCAGACAGGAAUCAGGGUGUCUCUAUUUUUUUUUUUUUUUUGUCUUUUUCGUUUUUAUCGGUACCAGGGAUCGAACUCACGACUGCCUGCUUGCAAGGCAGGUGCUUAUGCCGCUGAGCUAAAUCCCCAGCCCCUAAUCAGGGUGUCUCUAAAUUCAACUUGGCAUGGGCCAUCCUGAAAGAGCAGGCCCAGGUGCACCCUUGCUAUUCUGGGCUUGGAGAACUGUCUCUCCCCGCUUAUCCCAUUCUUCAUAGGGCUUUUCAGCCACCAAGCGACAAGUCAAUAAAGUUAUGACCUUCCAUGAGGCUUUGUCCUCCGCUCUCAGCCCAAAACAUCUGGACACAAUGACCAGGGGGUUACCUUUGGGGAAGGCCACCUCAGGACAUUGCCUGAGGACAGUCUCACCCAGGACCCCAGCCUGCUGAGAGCCCCAGUGUACCCAAUGCCUUUCCUUUCCAGAGACUGCCAUGGGGACAGUGCAGGGCUGGUUUGUCACUCUACUUCACUUCCAAGGCUAGUGGCACCUCCCUGGGGUGUGUGGUAAGACGAGGGCCUUCCAUGAAAAGUCAGAGGCCCCUGUCAGGCUGGUUAGUAUCAGAUACUUAUGAUGCAGCCUUAUUUUGCCAGAUGUAUUUUUUCAGCUUUGGAAUUGGCCAACAGAUUUUAGCAAGUGUAUUCUGAAAAUGGUCCUUGAAAGACACACAUGUGCAUGCACACACACACACACACACACACACACACACACACACACCCCUGAAAUAGAUGCCAACAACUAAUAUCCUUCCCACCAAGCAGAGCCUGCCCAUUCACCUGAGGGACGUGGCAGUAGCUCCAGCAGCCACACCCACCUGGGCAGGGUGCGAGCGCAGGAGGGAAGCCAGCAGCUCCGCUCUGGCCACCACACAGAAGCACAAAGUGGGAGUCAGCUGGGCCCCCGCAGAGGUCCCCUCCCUGUCCCUCCCCCUGUGUCUGCAUUUUGGAGGAGGGGCAAUGCUAUCACUGACUGUGCCCACACACAUACACAGCACGGACAUGCUGUGAAGACUCAUGAAAUCAUGCCUAUGUUUCCACUUUCUGGAGAGACACACUUAUAGACACUUGAAGUAUUGCAGUGGUUCACAAAUGAUCUCAGUUUCUUGUUUGCGGUGAUACUUAGGUGUUGUCUUAUUCUGUAAAACUCCAGUUGUGUCCUGGUCACAUGCGACAGCUGUGAUUGCUCGGAACCACCCCAGGGAAGCAGAUCGGUGCCUAGGGUCCCAGAGGGCAGUGUCAAUCUUCUGAUGAAAGGACAGAUGGUGAGUUGGGACACAGGAGGCCAGGAUGACACAGCAGAGAGCACUGGCCUUCACCACCCUGAGGUCCUCUGGAUUCCUUGUGCAGUUGACUGUGGUCUGGUGUCACCAGUUUGCUCUUCAUCUUGCUUGCAGGGCUGCAUGGUUCUAUCCCUUGCAUCUGGGAAAUGAAUUUUGCAAUCAGGCCCAAUGCUAAUUUGCACGUUGAUUCACCUUCUUUGCCUUUAACCUUUUUGAAGGGCAAAUAAAUGCACCAUUUCAACUCAGGUGUCAGAGGCACCAGAAGAUACUGGUAAUAGCGCUAAGCAAGAGCUCCUUGCCAGGUUCCUUUCUUAGGGGAAGUUAGUUGACAUUAUGGAAAGAGGGAAGACAGGCAACUUCUCUGAUAUGUGACGUCAUUGUGUCUGUCAUUGUAAGACAUGUUGCAUAUCAGCUAUAAUUGUACCAAUUAAAGUUAUUAAAGGCUGUGUGUCUGGCUGUCAUGAUUCUCA
This is a messenger RNA of Cavia porcellus (domestic guinea pig), 4763 nucleotides long. It is a transcript of the gene Parm1, whose product is annotated as prostate androgen-regulated mucin-like protein 1. The record is from RefSeq and is a predicted model, not a curated record. Lineage: Eukaryota; Metazoa; Chordata; Mammalia; Rodentia; Caviidae. The transcript has 4 exons. Gene Ontology annotation, cellular component: plasma membrane; late endosome; Golgi apparatus. Bases 347 to 1306 code for a protein of 319 amino acids.